Messenger RNA from Sorex fumeus (smoky shrew), 1780 nucleotides. It is a transcript of the gene DUSP5, whose product is annotated as dual specificity phosphatase 5. NCBI's taxonomy places the organism in Eukaryota, Metazoa, Chordata, Mammalia, Eulipotyphla, Soricidae. The record is from RefSeq and is a predicted model, not a curated record. Gene Ontology annotation, cellular component: cytoplasm; nucleus. The transcript is spliced from 4 exons. Gene Ontology annotation, molecular function: protein tyrosine/threonine phosphatase activity; MAP kinase tyrosine/serine/threonine phosphatase activity. Bases 105 to 1259 code for a protein of 384 amino acids. Gene Ontology annotation, biological process: endoderm formation; negative regulation of MAPK cascade; protein dephosphorylation.
GGCGCCGGGCUCGGUCCGGAGCGCCCCGGAGCGUCGCCGGCGGCGCCACCCUGGCCGUGGGCACCUGCGGGCCGCUGAGCGGCGGCGGCGGCGGCGGCGGCGACAUGAAGGUCACGUCGCUCGACGGGCGCCAGCUGCGCAAGAUGCUCCGCAAGGAGGCGGCGGCGCGCUGCGUGGUGCUGGACUGCCGGCCCUACCUGGCCUUCGCCGCGUCCAGCGUGCGCGGCUCGCUCAACGUCAACCUCAACUCGGUGGUGCUGCGGCGGGCCCGCGGCGGCGCCGUGUCUGCGCGCUACGUGCUGCCCGACGAGGCGGCGCGCGCGCGGCUGCUGCAGGAGGGCGGCGGCGGCGUGGCGGCCGUGGUGGUGCUGGACCAGGGCAGCCGCCACUGGCAGAAGCUGCGCGAGGAGAGCGCCGCGCGCGUCGUGCUCACCUCGCUGCUCGCCUGCCUGCCCGCCGGCCCGCGCGUCUACUUCCUCAAAGGGGGGUAUGAGACAUUCUACUCUGAAUAUCCUGAGUGUUGCGUGGAUGUAAAACCCAUUUCCCAAGAGAAGAUUGAAACCGAGAGAAGCCUCAUCAGCCCGUGUGGGAAACCAGUGCUCAACAUCAGCUUCCGGCCGGCUUAUGACCAGGGUGGCCCGGUUGAAAUCCUCCCGUUCCUCUACCUGGGGAGUGCCUACCACGCGUCCCAGUGCGAAUUUCUGGCCAACCUGCACAUCACGGCGCUGCUGAACGUGUCGCGGAGGCCGUCCGAGGCCUGCACCACCCACCUCCACUACAAAUGGAUCCCCGUGGAGGACAGCCACACGGCCGACAUCAGCUCCCACUUCCCGGAAGCAAUAGACUUCAUCGACUGUAUCCGGGAAAAGGGAGGCAAGGUCCUGGUCCACUGUGAGGCGGGGAUCUCGCGGUCGCCCACCAUCUGCAUGGCUUACCUCAUGAAGACCAAGCAGCUCCGCCUGAAGGAGGCCUUUGACUACGUCAAGCAGAGGAGGGGCGUGAUCUCACCGAAUUUCGGCUUCAUGGGCCAGCUCCUGCAGUACGAGUCAGAGAUCCUGCCUUCCACGCCCACCCCGCAGGCGCCUUCCUGCCAGGGGGAGGCGGCCAGCACUUCCUUCCUGGCCCACUUGCAGACACUGAGCCCCGAGCUGCCGAGCCCCUACUGCACAUUCCCUACCUCAGCGCUGGCGCCCGCCCCCACCCACUCGGCCGUCUCCGAGCUCAGCAGGGGCUCCAGGCCCACAGCCACGUCCUGCUAAGACCGGGGUGGGCCAGGCCGCCCGGGCCCAAGAACUACUGUGAUUUCAUUUUUUUUUAAACUCGUGGACAUUUCAUACCUGUGCAAUACUGAAGACCCCCCUCGCUCCGUCCCGUGAUCCCGACGGGCCAGUGAGUGGUCACCAGGCUUGCAAACGAACUUCGGACAGACCUCGGGGACCGGUUCUCGGGACCGAAGGAAGGCCAAGCCAUGAUGCGGGCACAGCGUGUGCUGACCACUGGACUCGCAGAGCCCCCGCCCGAGGGCUGCCCGGGCCUCGAACCUCUCAGAGUUCGCCUUUUCAUUUCAAGCGCAAGGCAAUAAAUAUCCUGCCCCCGCGGGGCCAGAAAGCAGUUGCUUGACCAGGAGAAAAGGCAGUUUCAAAGCCAACUCAUUUUGAAGGAAGCACAAUUUCCACCAUGUUUUUGUCCUUCUGGCAGUCCCAGUGUCUGUCUCUGUCGCUUCCAGGCACGAGCUCCAUCACCGUGUGGUCAGGACAAGACCCUCCUGGGUCUGGGCGCA